Carya illinoinensis is the source of this 3066-nucleotide messenger RNA. Its product is annotated as glycine-rich RNA-binding protein RZ1B-like. NCBI's taxonomy places the organism in Eukaryota, Viridiplantae, Streptophyta, Magnoliopsida, Fagales, Juglandaceae. Gene Ontology annotation, molecular function: RNA binding; zinc ion binding. The record is from RefSeq and is a predicted model, not a curated record. Bases 2120 to 2836 code for a protein of 238 amino acids. The transcript has 4 exons.
UAGACGGAGGGAGAGAGAGACAGCGAUGGCUGGUAAGGAAGAAAACCGAAUAUUUGUUGGAGGGUUGUCGUGGAAUGUCACCGAGAGACAGCUACAGCAUGCCUUCGGUCGCUACGGCAAAAUUCUCGAGUGUCAGAUGGAUUGUUUUAGAGAUGUUUUGGUCAGAGUGAUUGCAUUCAAGUUGCUGAACCUGAAUGUUAUUCUUGUGAUUAGAUUAAGCAGGCUGUUGUGUUUAGAAUUUUCAAUUCAGGAAGUACUCAAAUGACAGAUGGUUUUUGGAUAUUUGGUUGGGAUCCACAAGAGAAUCUCAAAUUUGGAAUGGAUAUAUAUAUGGAUUUGAGAACUGGUGGACAGAUAAAGAGACUCGCAUGAUGUAUUGGACAUUGAUAAGUACCGUUGCAGAGCUUACCGAGGUCUGUCCUGGUUUUUCUGGCCAAGGAACUGAAGAGUACUAAAAUGAUUGUUGUUUGGUCAAGUGGUAUCUCCGGUCAUUCCCUUGAAGAAUCUUAUUCGUUUUAGCCAAAUGAAAGGAUAUGGGUCUUCUUUAUGAAUUAGUUGUAUCAGUUUUACACUAGUAAGGCUAAAUUUCGAAUAUCUAAGGCUUUGUGAGGAAAAAAAAGCUUAAUGGAUUCAAACUAAUGAUGGUUCUUGUCAGUUUGAUUUUCGUAUCAGAGGAUCAAAGGGGUAUAUUUGAUUCUAAUCAUAAUUUGAUUUGAGGUCGUAUCUACAAUGGUCUUAAGAUUUUGAAUCAAUUUUAGUUGCCUAAUAAACGAUGCUGCAGUUUGUCUGAGCCUGCAACUGCUUUGGGUUGCAAUGAGAUCCUCACAUCUGCUAGUGCAGCUGGCUCAUGGUGUCCAAGGUUCCUGAAUUUGAGCUGUGUCCAACAAAAUACCUCUGCUUUUAGUGAGUAAAUUCAUUGUUUCUUUUUGAGCAUGGGUUUGGUUGCAUGGAUGGACCAGACCUUUGUCUUUACUUGUUAAACCCGUUUAUGCUAUGGUCCCUGUCAACAACUCUCAAACUAUCAAUUUCAAGUUUUGCCAUUCCAUGUUACGCAUUUCUACUCCAGCAACCAUAGACUAUCCAUGCAGUCGAGCUUAAUUUAUUACAAAUUUUCCACAUAUACUCAUCUUGACUGGACUGCUCUGGUGCCUGAAACUAUACGCGUCUAGAUUAUAUUGAUGAUUCAUGACUUGGAAGUAAUGACUGGAUCACCAACUUCAUAAUCCGUAAAGAAAAGUUUUGUGUUGGUGCAUCUUCUUUUGGCUGCCUGAGAUGCUAUAUCGAUUCAAAUCUGAUGUCUGGGCAUCUUCACAGAUUUUUUCAUCUACUUUAACUCUUUGGCAAUGCUAUGUCCAACGGCACAGAGAUCUAGUGCAUAUAACCUGUUGUCAUGCCAGUUGAAAGUUUUCCAUAUUAGCGAUAGCUUGGAUGCCUAGUCUCUGUUUUCUAAGGUUAGAUUUGUUCAGCGUCAAUUUUAUCAGCUGGAACAGAUUCUUAUUUUCACCAUCUUUCAACAGUGUAAAUGACUGGUUUUUUGUAAUCAUUUCGCAUUUCUGGUUGAUGAACCGAUGAGGAAAGCAGCAGCAUCAUCAUCAGAAAAGUUAGGCAGUAGUCUCCGAAAUGAAGAUCUGGUCUGAUUUGUUAUAUGCUGACAGUAUAUAUGUGUUUAUUCUGGAUUCGGGACAGGUUCAUGGUUCAAAAAAAAUGUCUUAUUCUGAGGUUAUCGCUGCCCGAUGUCCACCCUGUGUUUGUUUCUGGGAGAGAUUGAUUUUGACUGAUACAUGGGUACCUCCAUAUUUUUCGUCUUUAGAUGUUUGUUGUUGAAAUUAAUGACAUCUUGAUCAGAAGAUACCGAAUCUGUUUGUACACUGUCACUACUGAAAAGAUUAAGUGGGAUUUUCUAAUCAUUUGUUUACAUUCAUUCUUGACUGUGUGGUGGGUUAAGACCAGUGUUUAUACUCCAACUGGUAUCUCAGAUUUUGUGGGAAAUUCAGUUCAGUGUCAUGUUUAUUGUCAGAUGACAGACAUUUACCAUCUGGCUGAUUCUUCUGGUUUGUUUAAGAAUUCUUUGCAAUAUGAAACAAUUGCGUUGCCUUAUCCUUAGUGGAAAAGAAAAAUUAUGUUGGAAAGAGAUACAGGCCGUCCACGUGGAUUUGGGUUCAUUACUUAUGCAGAUCGUCGUGGAAUGGAAGAUGCAAUACGGGAGAUGCAUGGACAGGAGUUUGGUGAUCGGGAAAUCUCUGUGAACAAGGCCCAACCCAAAAUGGGGGGAGAAGACUUAGACCAUGGCUAUAGGGGAGGAGGUUACUCAUCUGGUGGCAGAGGAAGCUAUGGAGGAGGAGAUAGGUCUGCUGGGCAAGAUGACUGUUUCAAGUGUGGGCGCCCGGGUCAUUGGGCCCGGGACUGCCCUUUAGCAGGUGGUGACCGAGGUGGGGGUGGAGGUUCAUUUUCUUCUCGUUCUAGGUUUGGAGGGGCUGGUGGCCGUGGGGAUCGCUACAUGGAUGAUCGUUAUGAUGGAGGUCGCUAUGGAGAUAGGGACCGUUUUGACAGCAGAGACAGCAAAUAUGGAAGCCGUGAUCAUCGUCAUGUCGGUGACAGGUAUCCUCCUGGGGGAGAUCGCUUUGCAAGUGACAGGUAUGGUGGUUCAGAUCGUUACCCUCAGAAUGGUUAUGGCAAAGACAGGGGCUAUGAUAGGGACGGCGGCUCACGAGGAGGCAGCGAUAGGUAUGGAAGUGGAGGGCCAGCAAGGACUGAGGGAAGAAGUUAUAAGAACAGGUCGGGGCCCUAUGAUCGCCCUGACAGGGCAGGGCGCCCAUCUUCCUUUGAUCGCUACUAGAUGUUUUGUGGUUAUGCCCUUUUGAAGCUUUGAGAUGUACACGCUAUGCUAGUAGGCUUUGGUUUUCGGUUUUUUCUUAACUAGGACAGCAGGUUUGAUGGAUUACUUGCCCCUUUCAUCUGUUAAUUUCCCUUAUUCUCGUUGCAAAACUGAAUGAAUGCUUGACUACCAUUCUCCAUUUGGACUAGGCAAAACUCCCCUUCAUACAAUGAUUUUAUACUUAUUUUUUA